AAAAUCCUGGCAUACUAAGACGAAUAGUGUCGAAUCACUCGGGAGUCAACGAAAUCUCUAUUGUUAUUGGAAUUUACAGAGGACUGUCGCAGAAGUAUUUAACAAAAACAUGUCAUCACUAGAAGACAAAUCUAUUUGGGAUGAUGGGGAGGAGUCUGUUGGUGAAGAGGUUCUUCGUAUGGCCACAGAUGAAAUUGUUGGACGAGCUCGUUUGCUUGAUAAUGAAAUCAAGAUCAUGAGGUCUGAAAUCAUGAGGAUAUCACAUGAGCUGCAGGCACAGAAAGAGAAGAUAAAAGAAAAUACAGAGAAGAUCAAAGUGAACAAGACCCUUCCUUACCUUGUGUCCAAUGUCAUUGAGCUGUUGGAUGUUGACCCUCAAGAUCAAGGAGAAGAAGAUGGUGCUAAUAUUGAUCUGGAUUCUCAAAGGAAAGGAAAGUGCGCUGUUAUCAAAACAUCCACAAGACAGACUUAUUUCCUGCCUGUCAUUGGUCUGGUCGAUGCAGAGAAUUUGAAGCCUGGAGAUCUGGUGGGUGUGAACAAAGACUCCUAUCUGAUUCUUGAGACACUGCCUGCUGAGUAUGACUCGAGAGUGAAGGCGAUGGAAGUGGAUGAAAGACCUACAGAGCAGUAUGCUGACAUUGGUGGCCUGGAUAAACAAAUCCAAGAGCUGAUUGAGGCAGUGGUUCUUCCUAUGACACACAAAGAAAGAUUUGAAGCCUUGGGCAUCCAGCCUCCUAAAGGUGUGUUGUUGUACGGAGCUCCUGGCACUGGGAAAACUCUCCUAGCUCGAGCUUGCGCUGCACAGACCAAGUCGACAUUCUUGAAGCUGGCCGGACCACAGCUGGUGCAGAUGUUCAUUGGUGACGGGGCCAAACUUGUCCGCGAUGCCUUUGCUCUUGCAAAGGAAAAACAGCCAGCAAUUAUCUUUAUUGACGAGCUCGAUGCUAUUGGUACCAAGCGAUUCGACAGUGAGAAGGCAGGUGACCGUGAAGUACAGAGAACCAUGUUAGAGCUUUUGAACCAGAUGGAUGGAUUUCAACCAAAUGCUAUGAUCAAGGUCAUUGCAGCUACAAACAGAGUGGACAUCCUUGACCCAGCCUUGUUGAGAUCUGGUCGUCUGGACAGAAAGAUUGAGUUCCCUCAGCCCAAUGAGGAAGCAAGAGCCAGAAUUUUGCAGAUCCACUCCCGCAAAAUGAAUGUCAACAAAGAUGUCAACUAUGAGGAACUUGCCCGUUGCACUGAUGAUUUCAAUGGAGCCCAGUUGAAGGCUGUUUGCGUUGAGGCAGGAAUGAUCGCUAUGAGACGUGAGGCCACUGAACUGACGCACGAAGACUACAUGGAUGCUAUUAUUGAAGUCCAAGCCAAGAAAAAAGCCAAUUUACAAUAUUAUGCUUAACAUGUUUGCAACUGUGUACAUUGUGUGUACUUCCUCUCUGUGGUCUGUGUACGUUGAAGGUUUUUUCAUUGUAUGAUUGCCAUUUUCCUGGGGGUUCAUGAAUAUGGAGGAGGUUGGAGUAGGGGAUGUCAUUUGUUGGGAUAGAUUUAGUAAGAUUGGUUGAUAGCACAUUAAUUUUCUUUCUGGUGGGUGUGGAAGAUCAUUUGAAGUACGCUGUUUGUGGUUGGUUAAGCAAGAGUCAUAUGGUGAUGUUAGUUUUCUGAGAAGACGUUAUGUAACGGUAUCAGGAUCUUAUGUGACCUCAUGCAAGAAAAAACAAAAAAUCAUAGAAGUACCAGAACCGUUACUAUGAGCAGGCUUUUUCAGAGCAGAUUUUCCAUUUUGUUCAAUAUUUUAUCAUUACUUUUGUGUUUAUAUAAAUACAGUGCAAAUGCAUGGUGAUUGUUAAGGAAUAUUUGAGUAUGAAUGAUGUUGAGAGCUUAUUGAAGUAGGCUAUGCGAGUGUGACAGGUGUGAUUGUAUUUUUUUGAAGAAUAUCAGUAAAAUGUGAUAAAAAGUG
Aplysia californica (California sea hare) is the source of this 1954-nucleotide messenger RNA. RefSeq names its product 26S proteasome regulatory subunit 6A-B. NCBI's taxonomy places the organism in Eukaryota, Metazoa, Mollusca, Gastropoda, Aplysiida, Aplysiidae. Gene Ontology annotation, biological process: proteasome-mediated ubiquitin-dependent protein catabolic process. Gene Ontology annotation, cellular component: proteasome regulatory particle, base subcomplex. Gene Ontology annotation, molecular function: ATP hydrolysis activity; ATP binding; proteasome-activating activity. The transcript is spliced from 13 exons. The record is from RefSeq and is a predicted model, not a curated record. Bases 110 to 1396 code for a protein of 428 amino acids.